CAGUGCCAUCGAGCUGGUUGGCUGCAGAGCAAGUUUUGUUCGUUGAACGUUAUUUAAAUGCUCAACUUAUUCUUAUAGUGACAAACAACAUCGAAUUAGUGUUCAGUAAUCUUGCUAAAGUAAACCAAUGCAGCUUAGUAAGUGUGUUCGUGUGUGGGCGUGCGCGACAGUGAAUCAAAUUACACAAGUGUAAUCGCGAAAAAUUUUACGACCUAAACAAGUAUUGAUUUUUUCAUAGAAAAAGUCUCGCGAGCAUUUUCUAUUGUUGUUGCUGGUGUUGUUGUGCGCGCUAGUAAACUACUUAUGCAUACAUAGUGUUGCUCCUUAGUAAAGAACCUACAUAGAUAAAGAGCAGAACUGCCAAGAAAAUUUCAAACAACGAAAUCGACCAGCAAGCAGUAAAUUUCCACAAUUUUGUAAUUAACUACAAUUGUGCUGCCUACCUACAACAGACCCCCGUUAACUCCCGCCGAGCCACUUGAAAUUGUUACUGUUGCUGAAAGUGCGUCAAAGCAGAAGACAAGCAGAACUAAGAGCGUCAGAAAGCGCACUAAAAGUUUUAUCAGCGUAUGAAAUCCAAAUACAAAACUGAGCAGGCUAAGUAAUUGCAAGAGUGAGAGUGAGAGAGUGACACACAGUCAUAAUUCUAAAGAGAGCACAUAAAACACGAAAGAAAGAAAACGUAAGCAAAAGAAAUUAAGAACUAUGCCGCAGUCAGAGGGCGGCUAUGUAUCGCUGCCAGCGAUGAAUGGCAAUGGCAAUGGCAGCGGCAGCGCCAUCUAUCAAUCCACCACAGAACCACAGGCAGCGUCGCCCACCUCCGUGUUUGAGAGCAUGAAGCGUGCAAUUGGUCAGGCGAUCAAAUCAUCGCCAAGCGAUAGCGAAGAGCUGGUACGCAUGGAGCAGCGACAGCCAGCCAUUGUUGGUGGUGGUGCCAGAGACCGCGACAAAACUGGUAAGACACUGAACACCAAGAUGCCAUCAGCACCAACACACACUGCCGAGGAGGCACAUCUGCUGGGCACUAUGCCCGUUGAUCCAAUGGAUGAUAUCGAAUUGCGCUCUGUGCAGCUGCAAUUUCCCAAUGCACGCGGCUCCAUUCUGGAGGCCUGCGAACAGCGACGUGUGCCCACAGAUAAGGGCGAUAUACAUGUGGCCAUACAGGGUGAUACCUCAAAGCCGGCCAUAGUGACCUACCAUGAUUUGGGACUCAACUAUGCCACCAGUUUUGCUGGCUUCUUUAAUUUCCCAGUGAUGCGUGGACUGCUGGAAAACUUCUGUGUGUACCAUGUAACGGCACCGGGACAGGAGGAGGGUGCACCAACACUACCAGAGGACUAUGUGUAUCCAACCAUGGAUGAUCUGGCCGCACAGUUGCUUUUUGUGCUGUCGCAUUUUGGCCUCAAGUCGGUGAUUGGCUUUGGUGUUGGCGCUGGAGCUAAUAUCCUGGCAAGAUUCGCCCAUGGACAUCCGGAUAAGGUGGGCGCACUCUGUCUGAUUAAUUGUGUGUCGACGCAGUCGGGAUGGAUCGAAUGGGGCUAUCAGAGUUUCAAUGCGCGUUUCUUGCGCACCAAGGGCAUGACACAGGGCGUCAUCGAUUAUCUGAUGUGGCAUCAUUUUGGACGCAAUCCGGAGGAGCGCAAUCAUGAUCUGGUGCAGAUGUACAAGCAGCAUUUUGAGCGUGGUGUCAAUCCCACAAAUCUGGCCAUGUUGAUCAAUGCGUAUAUUCAUCGCAAUGAUUUGCAUUUGGCACGCACACCACCUGGUACACCCGGGGCUGAAACGGCAGCUACCACCCUGAAGAUGCCAGUUAUUAACAUAACCGGUUCGCUGUCACCACAUGUAGACGAUACGGUGACAUUCAAUGGUCGCUUGGAUCCAACAAACUCAUCCUGGAUGAAGAUAUCCGAUUGCGCCAUGGUGCUGGAGGAGCAACCAGCCAAGUUGGCUGAGGCCUUUCGGCUAUUCUUGCAAGGCGAGGGCUAUGCAACGCCUCUGUCAACGCCUGCUAGCUCUCCCUGUGGCACCAAAUAUCACACCUACUCAUCGAUAUUCUUUGCCAACUUUCGUGAGCAACAAUUGCAAGCUGCUCAGGAGCGUGAGCGAGAUCGCCAGCGACAGUUGAGCAUGCGCGUCGGCAAUCGACUAAGAGAGACGGCCAUCAACUGCAGCGGCGGCGGCACUGACAACAACAAUGCAAAUGACCCGACAAGCGAAGAGGAUCUGGAUGUGGAGAAUGGCAAUGGGAAUGGGAAUCGGGCAUAUGUGACCACUGAUACAUCCGGCACGCUCUACUAUGGCACACAAAGCAACAAGAUACGCAUCACUGAGAACCCACUGCCCGAGCCGAUUAGCUCUUAGAUUGUUAAAUUCUACACUAACACACAUACAAAACUCACACUGACAUCCAAUCAAAGGGAGAAAGAUUCGAUACACACACAAACACUGUUAUUGUUGUUAUAAACUAUACAUAUAAAA
Messenger RNA from Drosophila innubila, 2478 nucleotides. RefSeq names its product protein NDRG3 (gene MESK2). NCBI's taxonomy places the organism in Eukaryota, Metazoa, Arthropoda, Insecta, Diptera, Drosophilidae. The record is from RefSeq and is a predicted model, not a curated record. Gene Ontology annotation, cellular component: cytoplasm. Gene Ontology annotation, biological process: signal transduction. The transcript has 8 exons. Bases 706 to 2361 code for a protein of 551 amino acids.